This is a messenger RNA of Trichophyton rubrum CBS 118892, 699 nucleotides long. RefSeq lists its product as uncharacterized. Gene Ontology annotation, biological process: coenzyme A biosynthetic process. Gene Ontology annotation, molecular function: FMN binding; phosphopantothenoylcysteine decarboxylase activity. NCBI's taxonomy places the organism in Eukaryota, Fungi, Ascomycota, Eurotiomycetes, Onygenales, Arthrodermataceae. The transcript has a single exon. Gene Ontology annotation, cellular component: phosphopantothenoylcysteine decarboxylase complex. The record is from RefSeq and is a predicted model, not a curated record. The coding region runs from base 1 to 699 and encodes 232 amino acids.
AUGGAGAAAGAUCUAGCUCCAGCAUUCUCUGCUGCAAACUAUACCAAUGACGGAAGGACUCAUAUCCUGCUCGCAGCCACUGGCUCAGUUGCCACGAUAAAACUACCAAAUAUAGUCGCAUCUUUGGGGUCCCAAAACAGGUUUUCCAUUCGUAUCAUCGUCACUGAAUCUUCAGCCAAUUUCCUCAAUGGGCAGAGUGAUGAGCAGCCAAGUUUGCAGCAAAUUCGGCGGAUGAAAGGUGUCGAAGGCAUAUACCAUGAUGAAGAUGAAUGGAAGGAACCCUGGGUGCGGGGGAAAGACAUCUUGCACAUUGAGCUACGGAGAUGGGCUCACGUCCUACUUAUAGCACCACUAUCCGCAAAUACUCUGGCGAAAAUGGCAAUCGGGAUGGCAGAUAACUUACUACUCUCCGUUGUACGGGCGUGGGACACUUCCGGCACGAUCGAUCUCGGAAAGAAGCCCAAACCACGUAUUUUUGUAGCACCUGCUAUGAACACCGCAAUGUGGAGAAACCCGCUGACGCGCAGGCAAGUCGAAACCCUUGAGACGAGCUGGGGCUUCCAGUCUGAAACUGAAGGCGGCUGGGUGACGGUUAUCAAGCCAAUGGAGAAGACCCUUGCUUGCGGUGACGUAGGGGAUGGUGCUAUGGAAGACUGGAGAAAGAUAGUAAGAAUUAUCGAAGAGUAUUGUGACGCCUAG